This is a messenger RNA of Hydatigera taeniaeformis, 660 nucleotides long. The record is from the annotation of a GenBank genome assembly. NCBI's taxonomy places the organism in Eukaryota, Metazoa, Platyhelminthes, Cestoda, Cyclophyllidea, Taeniidae.
UCCAGUCGUCCACUGCUCCCCAUGCUGCUUCCCGACAUUCCCACAACGUCAGGCUUUCCCAAGGAGGUGAAGACUGUGCUGUGGACCCUCUCCACUGUCAUCGUACUCAUCGUCGUCGUGGCCGUCACCUUUGCCCUUCGAAUGCGAAACCGUGCACGUCGCUACUUGCACUACCAGGUGAGGUGGAGCGGUGUGUUUGCAGGUGCGAGUGUGGAGUGGAGGUGGGAUGAGGGCUAUGCUGCACAGUCUCUCACCUUCAUUCGUGCAUUGUUGGUUGCGUUUGUUGUGCCCCUGGCACUGCCUACCACUGAGUUACCUGUGACGCGCCAAAGUAGUGCAACAGCACCAUUGUGUGGUUGUCGAUGGGCAGACGAGCAAACUGUCACGCCAACACAUCGUCUGCCAAGUGGAUGGCAAUACACCAUGGGACCACGCCUCUCCGUUGCUUCAUCCCUCUUUCGACUGCGCGGAUCGGGAAGGCUGGGCCGGACACCCUGUGGUCUUAGAGGGACCUAUGGAACACAACCAGUGGCAGUGAAGCGGAUUCUGCGUCGCGUUGAGUUGGAGAAGAGUUGGCUGCGCGAGCAUCGUAUUCUCAUGAACCACCACCAUGAACACCUCAUUCGAUGCUUUUGGACGGUAAGGCUAUCUCAUUUAUAG